This is a messenger RNA of Epinephelus fuscoguttatus (brown-marbled grouper), 4024 nucleotides long. RefSeq names its product aquaporin AQPAe.a. Bases 48 to 878 code for a protein of 276 amino acids. NCBI's taxonomy places the organism in Eukaryota, Metazoa, Chordata, Actinopteri, Perciformes, Serranidae. The record is from RefSeq and is a predicted model, not a curated record. Gene Ontology annotation, biological process: transmembrane transport. Gene Ontology annotation, molecular function: water channel activity. The transcript has 6 exons. Gene Ontology annotation, cellular component: plasma membrane.
CGGGCAGAGAAACAGACGACAUACAGAGGAAUAACACAGAGUUUGAAAUGACGUGGCGUGAGCUACGCAGUCGGCAGUUCUGGCUCGCCAUAGUUGCAGAGUUGCUCGGCACCCUGAUUUUAGUGAGUGCUGUGCUGGGUGCCUCUGUGCCAGGCCCUGGAGAGGGCCCCAUGGGACCCCUGUACCCUGCAGUGGCAGUGGGGGUGGUGGUUGUUGCACUGGGACACUGUUUUGGAGAAAUAAGCGGGGCACAGGUGAACCCUGCAGUGACUCUGGCUCUGUUGACCACUCGGAGGCUGGAUGUCCUCAGGGCCGCUCUUUAUGUGGCUGCACAGUGUUUGGGGGCCUCUUUAGGAGCCGGGGCGCUCUACCUGGCCCUGCCGGUCAAAAGCACUGCAGACCACUUCGUCAACAAGGUUCCCAUGGAGCUGAAUGCAGCUCAGGCUUUGGGCAUCGAGGUGUUGUGCACCUUCCAGCUGGUCUUCACUGUGUUCUCAGUGGAGGAUCAGCGGCGGAGGGAAAGCCCAGAACCAGGAAACCUGGCCAUUGGAUUAGCACACACUGCUGGAGUGCUGAUAGGGGCACGGUUCUCCGGUGCUAGCAUGAACCCUGCACGUACUCUGGGUCCGGCCAUCAUCACUGGCUUCUGGGAACACCACUGGGUUUACUGGCUCGGCCCAGCAAUAGGUGCUAUAUUGGCUGGAGUGUCCCAUGAGUUCUUCUUCGCUCGCAGCGCCUCUCGUCAGAAGCUGGUGGCGUGUCUGACCUGUAGGGACAUUGGGAUUGUGGAGACGGCCAGCAUGACGGGAUCAUCUCUGUCCACGGUCACACAGAACGCCAUGAGAGCCAAGCAGGCCAACAAACAAGAAAACAACUGAGGACACAUGCAUGAAAAAACCACAUAGAAACUCAUUCUGCAGCAUCACAGUGAUUGUUAUGGACGCGCAUAGUGUGCAGCUCAUCAGUCGUGUAGAUCAGGCUCGACAGAGACAGGCUUAUACAGUAGCUGCCAAAGGUCUUAUGUGAAAAUGGAUUUAGGGGCUCAUUCAUUAUUCAGUGUUAUUGUUUCAAUUUUUAAAGCACGUUAAUAUGAAAUCUCACCAGUGAUGAAGAAAAACUAAAAAUCCUUUACGUAACUGAAAGUAGAAACACCUCAAGAGAAAAUUUAACAGGUGGGAGAGCAGUUGAACAGUUGUCUCUUAAUGGUAAGACUGAAGGUUCAAUCCCCAGCUCUACCUGUUGAAGUGUCUUAAAGCAAAACACUGAACCCCAAAUGCAUCCCAAUGUGAUUAAUCUAAUGUGUAUGUCAUAAAUUAAUGUAUUGUUUCUAUAGGUCAGAAAGUUGUGAGAAAGGGCCAUUAUAAUUUCCUAGAGCCACAGAUGAAGUAUUUAAAUGUCUUGUUUUGGAUGACUAACACUUUAAAGUCCCAAAAAUAUUCAGUUUAUGAUAUAAAACACAUUUUAGAGGCUGUUUGGCCAUUUAUCAAUAAUUAAUAAUUAAAAGAGUCGCAGUUAAUAGCCUACAGAAUGAUAUUAUUGAUGCAGUAACAUCCAUAAUGAAAAUCCUCAUAAUUGGAGACAGCAGAUUUUACACCUGAUGAAAAACCUGAUAUGUUCAGUGCUGAAAGAUUGCAUCCUCUGCUUUAGAUAAUGUGGAUUAGUGGAGAAGAUGCAGAAGGUCACACAAAAUGGAAAUACUUUACCAAAUAAACGUACCUGAAAACUUGGUUAAAAUUGAUCCGUUACUUAUGGAAGUAAACACAAAUAAUUCAAAAUGCUGGUCACUGUGGCCACAACUGGUCUUUAAGUGAUGCUGAUAUCUGCUAAAAUGAAUAACAGUGGCACAAGCAGAGAAGAGUUAUAAAGUUUGCCAGCAUGAGCUAACAAAAGAUACUGGUUAUAUCAGACUAAGUACCCUAAAUCCCUGAGUGUAUUUAGUUGAGUAUAUGUUACUGAUCAUGAUUUUUUUGUUUGUUUGUUUGUUUGUUUGAAAGAAAAUAAUGUGUUAUUUCUUAUUUCAAAGUUAUGUUUCAAAGGAACUCUACACGACAUUCAGACCAUUAAUAUAGCAGUGAACAACUAUUUGCUUGGCCUUUGUAAAGAUUAGGUGGAGUAAUGUCAUCCAGGGCAGGGUAUGAAGUCACGCAUCCUCUGUAUAUGUUGUAAUCAGCUUCUCUGAUAGACAGUCCGGCCACAGGGAGACAUAUAUAGCUGCAGACACAAUUCCUUUGUGGCGUACACGACACGCCCUUACAAACCGCACCCACAAUAGUACAAAACACACCCACCAACGCGAUGGCUAUCUGAACCCUGCUACAAUGUAGUGAAUAAAUGGUAAAUGGACUUGUAUAGCACCUUUCUAGAUCCGUCCACUCAAAGCGCUUUUUACACUACGAGUCACAUUCACCCAUUCACACACUGGUGGCCGAGGCUACCAUACAAGGUGCCACCUGCUACUCAGUUUUUAACUCACUCACACACUGGUGGAACAGCCGUCGGGAGCAAUUUGGGGUUCAGUAUCUUGCUCAAGGAUGCUUUGACAUGUAGGCUGGAGGAGCCUGGGAUCGAACCGCCGAUCUUCCGAUUGAUGGAAGACCUGCUCUUCCUCUGAGCCACAGCCGCCCAAAUGGCACCAAAUGUUACAAUAAUCCAUUGUAUAAUUCACAAUACAUGAAGAAGUGAUUCACUUCAUAUGUAAUGAGAUGUGGCCUUUCCAUUACCCUUAUCCUGACCUUAAACGCCUCUAUUUUAACAUUAUACUGCAUAGCUAACGUGAGCUAAUUGCUAAUGAGCAUUAACAUAGAUAACAAGAUGUAGACGUCCUGUUUGUAUCCUAACCUCAACCACCUCUCUUUUAACGUAAAAUUUCAUGGCUAGCUAAUUGCCAACUAAAGAAUUCCGUCAGGAUCUCCGCGUCUGGGCCAAGGAGCGAAGGGGGCUGGUCAUGGACUGAGUGUAGGUUAAAGCGGGCGAGUCUUGUAGUAUAGCUUGAGGGUGGGUCAUGUAGCUGCUCCAGCUGCAGUUAUACCUUCUUGACCAUGUGUGCACAUGCGGUUAUCCAACUGGCUUGCUAAUGCCACCGCUCUACACCGCACUCAAACAACAGUUACAGCUGACAAUGGGACGGCGUCAUUACAGAAGCAUAGCGCCCAGCCUCUGGUUCCACCACAGCUAAUAUCAUUAGCCAGUCAGCACUGUUGCUGUUGUUAGCACUGUUUGUGCUGUUAGCAUUGUUAGCUGCUAGCUGCCAGCUAAGCCACGACCAUGUUGAGAACCAUGUGCAGACAACUGCUGAAGAUACACACUGAAUAUCACAGAGCUCCUUUAACUAAUUUGGCUUGAUUAAGAGUAGCUGGCUUCCAAUAAGCUGAAGCAUUUUGUGUUUAAAGGUGUAUUUCUUUUUUUCUUUUCAAGAGACUUAAGUAAAUGUAAAAAAAAUCAUGUUGCUCACGUGACAAUAAAUUAACUAACAAAGCGAAGGUUACUUUCAAACCAUCACCAUGUCCAACUGGCACAUUUCAGUUCAGUUAUCUUUUCAGUGUCCCUCCACUAAAACAUCACCAACACAUUGAAACAAGUCUUUCCCUGUUGCUUUUUGUUGCAUGUGUGGAGAGAAUGCUGCAUUUUAAAGGAGCUUAAUGUGACCUUUGAGGUCUUAGUCGGCUGUCAUUAGUGUGUGUAAAGGUGUAGCCAAAUAGUGUGAGAUUCUGUAUUGUCACUUUCAAAUUUGCACAUCAUUAAACUGUACAAUGGAGACUCAUUGAAACCCUGCUGAAAAACAGCCUCAUCUGUGCUGUUUUCAUUUUCAUCUAAUGUCUGUGAAUGCUUUGAAAUGCUAAAGAGGUCCUCGCCCUGCAUCAUGGUUUCAGUGAUGUUCUCAAUCAGUCCAGCGUGUCUCUCAUGUCUGUGGCUGUCAGCGGCCGCCUCUUUUCUUAGGAGUCCUAUUCACAAUCAAAUGGACCUUCAUACCUGUAAUGGCUCUAAAGAAAGAACACAGUUUGUAAUAUGACAGCUUUGUAACAUA